Salpingoeca rosetta is the source of this 19830-nucleotide messenger RNA. RefSeq names its product serine/threonine protein kinase. Gene Ontology annotation, biological process: protein phosphorylation. NCBI's taxonomy places the organism in Eukaryota, Choanoflagellata, Craspedida, Salpingoecidae. Bases 28 to 19830 code for a protein of 6600 amino acids. The record is from RefSeq and is a predicted model, not a curated record. The transcript is spliced from 13 exons. Gene Ontology annotation, molecular function: ATP hydrolysis activity; protein kinase activity; ubiquitin-protein transferase activity.
CAGGACAAUGAAGGCAUUUCCUCCGAUAUGACGACAGGCACAUACCACCAAGUCGUACACUAUCACCAUUAUCAUCACUAUCACAACUAUCAUCACCAUCACCACCAUCAUUCGUUUCUACAUUCCAAGCCACAGCCUGAUCAGCAGCAAUCACCACAGCCACAACAACACCCACAUCAACAGCCACACCAGCAGCAAGAGCACCCUACCCCACCGUCGGCCUCCAAGAAAGCGAAAGCGCAAGCCAGACGCGCGCGAAAGGAAGCACAGCGGCUGCAGCUGCUCGAGAUGCAGCGGCAGAUGGCAGAGCUGCAGAAGCAGUUGGCUGAGACCAGCGGCAGUGAUGAUGAUGAUGAUGACGAUGAUGAUGACGAUGAUGUUGGUGUUGGGGUCGGUAAUCAACAAGGCCCAAUGUCCGAUCAGCCAUUGGCGCCAUCCACGGCUCAAGCAGCACCAUCGAGUCAGCCGCAGCCCAUCGCAGCACCUGCAUCCAACAGCGGUAGCGGCUUCCAUCGCGAUGCUGAGCCAACAGAUGGGACGGCAACAGUUGUGGUCGAUGACGAUGAUGAUGAUGAGAUUGACGCGGAUGCUUCAGUAGCUGGUGAGAACAUGGCAGUUGCUGACAAGCCUGUGGACGACGACGUUAAACACAAUCAUCACCACCACCACCACCACAAAGGCAACGCCGCCGAUGCCAGCAACGGUGGCGUUGACAUUGACGUGGCAGAUACCACCGCCGUCACGGCAUCUUACGAUGAGUAUCAGUAUUAUGACCACGGAGAGCACGGCAAUGAUGAAGACGAUGAAGAUGAUGGGUUUGGGUUCAAGACGCCACCAAACACGCUGAAGGAGGAUGGCGAGGGCGAUGGUCAGGCAUCGGCAUGCACAGCAAAGACAGACGCACCGCCCAAUGUGGCUGACGCAGCCAGUGCUGCUGGAGCGAUGACGGCUCCCAAACCAACACCAACGCACGUGCCCGGCAGCAAGGCUUCAGCACCACCGCUCGAACAUCCUUUGGGUGGGGGGUACAGCUCACACCAGCAAGCCACCACCCAACAACAACAGCAGCAGCAGCAGCAGCAGCAGCACCAACCACAUCAACAACAACCGCAAUCAUCGUCAUCAACGCCCCACGUGCCUGGCAGUAAGGCAACAGCGCCGCCAGGAUCAUCACCGUCGUCGUCACAGCACCAAACGCAGUCGUCUGCCAUGACCAAGUUUCCCACCAACCCUUCAGCUGCUGCAACCACGACAUACCACCAACACGACACAGCAGCUGGCCCUCACGUUGCCGGUGCAGUGACGCAACAGCCGAAACCAAUGCGCGACGUCACAGUGCACGUGCACGUGAUGGAGGCGCCCGGACAAAUCAUCCACAUGCUCGGGAGCCACCCGGUAUUUGGCCGAUAUUACGACGAAGAUGGCAAGGAGGUCUGGAUGCCAAACGCCGAAACACGGCUGCCAGAGCAACAAGACGACGACGACAAUGAUGCCGAUGAUGGUAUUGCUGAUGAUGAUGAUGAUGACGAUGAUGAUGAUGGUGAGGAGUUUCACGAUGCAAGGUCGAGCCCGCGGUUUGGUGGCUGGUCCAGACCAAAGCAACAGGGGAAGAAGGGGAACAGCAAGAGCAAGGGCAAGGACAAGGGCAAGGGAAAGAAGAAAGGAAAGAAGAAGGGCAAGAAGAAGCAAGGGGGGCGUGGCACCAAGGAUCGCGCUUACCGCUACUCAGCCAGUGGUGGCAGCAGCAGCUCGCGUGAGCGCUACUACACCAAGACCUUCACCGUGUCUGUGCGCGGCCCAACGACCAUCCCGUACAAGCUCGCCAAGUACUUUGAGGACGACGGCGUGUGGUCAAACAUGUACCGUCGCAUUCGAGGCAAGGGAUCACUCGAGUGGCAGCGUGGCCGUAACCGUGAGCUCGCCAUCAAGGAUGACAAGACCACGCACGUGCACGUGUUCAGCGACUUUGCGACAGACAACCACCACCUCCGUGCAAAGGCGAUUCGAUUCUUCAUCCAGCGGUUUCUACGCCGCGACGACAACGACGGCGCGCUGCGUGCCCUGCUCAACAUAAUGCCGAUGCACGAGGUCAUGGAUAACGUGUUGAGCAACGCCCCGUUUAUGGACUCCCUGACGGGGCACCAGGUGCUUCGUCUUCUCAUGGCCGUUGGCGUCAUCAGCGUUGUUGGCGAGCUGCAGUCACGGCAGUGUCGUCCCAGCACGCGCGUCCUGAUCCAGAGCGCGCUCGUGUCUGAUCCCAACACGAUUCAACUUUUCUCUGCCAGCAACCCCAACCUGCUGCGAAAUCACCUGCAGCUGCUGGCUGCCCUCAUCAACACGAGUACCAACAGCACUUACUCCUACGACAGGGACGCCGGAUACAAUGACUUGUGCUUUGUCAUCCUCGUUCUGGGGCUCACUCCAAACUUUGAGGCAGAGAAGAUCGAGCACACGGCCGAGCUGCCCACCACCAACAGCAACACCAAUUCACACCACUCCUACAGUCCCUACCACACUCACCAUCACCACCAUCACAGCCGCGCGCCAAUCGAGUACAGCGAGGACGACAUCUUGGAUGCCGCUGAUUUCGUGCAGCAGUACCACGAGACGAUCCACAUCAGCGCCGACACAAUGAUGUGGCUCGCUGCUCGCGCCAUCCCCGCGCAGCUCUCACACGAGGAUGCGCUGUCCUUUGCUGCCACGCACCCGGCGGGCAAGGUGCUGAGCGAACACGACCCCGGCAAGUUUGGCAGGGUGGUGCGCACUGCCCUCACCAACACUGGCGGCAAGGGCGCCAACAAGAAGAAGCGGGCUGCGGGCACAUCGGGCGCCUACCUCAAGUACAUGUCCACGCUGCCACAGGCGCAGGAGCACAUCUUCGACGUGUGGCUGAGCCAGCUACCAUCGAUUGGCAACGAUACAGACCACCCGCUCGCCACGGGUGCGACGAAGCUGGCAAAGUCGGCGCAACUCACAUCUGACCAGCGCGGGCGGCUCAUGCAGAUGCUCAUGAACAACACCAGCAGCAAAAUCUGCCGCGCCAUGCUGGACAGCCUCCUCACCACCAUCCCUGAAGGCAUUACCCAGAUACAGGCAUACACGAGCAUGUGGAGUGUGGUGUCGCCAGCAGAGGUGGAGGCAGGCAUGCGCACCUGGCUGAAGGAAGAAGCAACCGAGACGCGAACCGUCACUGUGGAUAGCCCUGACUCUGGCGCCACUGGUGCAUCGUCGUCAUCAUCGCGCGGCCCACGCACGUACGCGGCUGCGACUUCGCAUGGGUACAAUUUGCGCUCGGGCAGCAGCCGUUACGCCGGCGGCUCCUACGGUUACCAGCACCACCAGUAUCAGCACCACCAGCAGUAUCAGCAGCCACGCACCAAGACGGUGAAGGAGCUGAGUGUGUGCUCACUCAUCCGCUUCGCCACCACCAUCGAAGACAGAUUGCAGCAACAACUCGGUGUGAUCAGCAGCAUGCCAGCUGGCAGGGCGGCUGAGGUGGCAGCACGCAUGCACAAGUUCAAGCCCAUUUACCUGCUCGCCGGCGACUGUGUCGAAGAGAGCAACGUGCCCCUCGUCGCCUUCUUCCAGCAGCUGAUUUCCGCAUCGAGUGGCGACGGCGUUGUCUUGACUGUGGAGCAAACGACACCAAACCACCUUUUCGGUCUCGCUGCUGACCGCGCUGUUGCGCUCGCCCGGAAGCAUCGCCAGGCCGGCGAUAAGGACCUGUGUGCCCUCCUCAAGACCCUGCUCACAGCAACACACCCGGGCAGAAGUAACCACAACAUGUUCCGCCGCGUUGGCGUGGACAUGUUGUCAGAGCUCACCACCCCGCAAACCCUCACCGACGUUGCGACCCGCCCCGCGCUGUGGCGGCUGGUGCUCACCUCGCCCUCGCCAUACGAGUGGCAGCAGACGCUGCCGGCGGUGGCGGCACGACAGAUCCUGGCCCACGAAUACGAGGCGUGGCGUGACCUCGCCAAGACGCCAGCGGACAUUGCGCAGUUGUUCCCACCAAACCAGGAGCCAGGCGCGCUGCGUGACAACAGGGCGACACUCGCCAAUCUCAUGGGCAUCGUGUCGCCCAAAGGCGUGCAGGAACCGUACAUGCUGAUUGAUGAGGCGCUGAGGGCACGUGAUCGCCUUGCCGGGGAGAGCAUGACGGUGGAGAGUUUGCACCGCUACCUGUCGGAUGUGCUGCCGACCAAUACGUGGGUGGCCAGCCUACCACAGACGCUUGACACGUGGCAGACACGCCCGCUCAGCCAAGUCAGCGACAACCAUCGCUGGAACGGGGCGCUUGCUGUUGCCGACAACGGCCUCCUCCACGCCAUCCACCAGCGUGCAAUGAGCUACACAUUCCGUGCCUUUGUCAACAAGCAGUUGCACACUAACACAGACACGGGUGUUGUAACAACAACGGCAGCAGCAGCAACAACAGCAGCAUCGAGUGGUGCUGAGGGCAACACCGACGGCGAAGGGGAUGGUGACAACAACAUCAAUGACGCCGACAACGACGCUGACGCUGACGAUGAUGAUGAUGAGAUCAUGUUUCCGCUGUUUGAUGAUGACGACGACGAUGACGAUGCUGAUGAGGGUGGACCUGCCGUCGCUGCAACGGCACCACCGCCAUCACGGGAGGCCGUCAUGGCGCAGGCAAAGAAGGAGGUGGAGGAGACACUGGUGAAGACAACGGACCUGCUGGCGGAGCACGCGCGGCUGUUCAACCAACUCAGCUCCAACACACCGCUGUCUGAUCUUCACGUCAUGUGGGGAGGGCUCACGCGCGCACAGGUGGAACACGACAUGACGCUGCUGUGUACAGUGCUGACUCAUCCCAUGAACGCUGGCACAACGUGGCACGUGCAGGAACUGGUGAAUCAGCUCUCCAGCUACGUUGAUCGGCGCCACUAUGCACAGCGCGCAGAACAGCUUGGCCGUGUGCUGCAGGUGUGCCAGGACCUGCUGCAGCACCAGAGCUCCGAUCUCACCGAUGCCAUCGACGCGGUGCUGGCUGUGGACGACUCGCAGACACUCCGCCACCUGCACACGGCUGUGCAGGACGUACAGUCACAUGUCCCUGACGAUCCGGACGUGUGGGAGGUGCUUGGUGAGAUGGCCGACGCAGGUAACUUGCUCGAGUUCCUGCGGGAACAGGAUGGUGACGUGCGCCACUACACGGCGAGCGCGGAGGCGUUUGGUUCCGACGCAUACAUGGCCACAGCCGAGCAGGUCAACGCCUUCAUUUUGCUGCACUCGUUUAUGUUCCCGCUCAUCAACGCUGACACAAAGGCGAAGGACCUGGAGGACUUUCUUCGUCUUCUCAGCCAGCGCUUUCACCAGAGCCAGGGCCAUGCUGCAUCCUCCUCGGGAGCAACAUCAGGUUCGGCGUCGUCGUCAGCAUCAUCGGCGCGCCAGCCAGACCGCCUACCGCUGUCGCAACUGCUGCGCAUCUGCAACCAAGGUCUUGAGGCGCUGCAGCUGUUUGUGAAUACGCUGAGCGACCGCGGUGCCGCUGCCCGCGAACGCAUUCGCCUCGUUGUUGAUCCCUCCGUCGAAGGCGCACGCAUCGUGUUCAGGUGCGACUCGCUCCGCCAGACCGCAAGCUACCACAUCUGCAUCCGCCACAGGAGCGAGGACAUUGAGUUGUCGGAGCGCGACGUGAGCGACCUGCGUGCGCGCGCGUGCCUGCUGUCCACAGACCAGGACCAGGACGUGCGUGUGCACAUGCAGCGGUUCAGGGACUUGGUGGAAGGCGUCGAGUUGGCCAUGGCAGAGCUGAAGCAGCUGGCGGAGAGCGGACACCUUGAAGAGUUCAACUGCUACACGCACGCGAUGGCGGUACAAGGCGCCAACCUGAAGGACUACACGGGUGCGCUGCAGACCCACCUCCUGCUGUGGACGGAGCGCUUGAAGGAGAUGCGCGAGCGCUAUGACGUGCUCAACAUCUUUUCCAACCGCCAGCUGGUGGUGCUGUUCCAUGCACUCGUGCAACCACACGAGCACCACGAUGAGGAGCUGGUGCAGGAGCGAGACCAGCUGCUGCUGGCCAUGCUCGGUCCCCACGCUGACGUGCACCAGGUGUCGCUGUAUGUGCGCGAUGUGCUCAACAGCAUGGGUGCAUGCGAUGACAACGUGCACCGGCUGAGCGAGCUGCUGGCGAUGCUCAAGUCGCUCAUCGAUGCGCCGCCACCACGCGCCCUUCACCCCUCUGGAAUGAUUGACGAGAGCAUGCUGCCGCCGUUCCGCCACGCUGCCAAGCACGAUCUUGUGCGGGUGCUGCUGUCUGAGGACGAUCGCACGGCUGCCGCCUCCAUCCUCGCUGCAUUCACGGACGCCAACCUGGAGUACCUGCCUGCGCAGUGCCUCUUCUGCUCCGAGCACACGCGCGUGGCGAUUGUGCGGCUGUUCCUUGCCCGCAGCCAGGAGACAACAGACCUGCCGUUUGUGCUCGUGUAUCCGGAGCUGCUCAGCAUUGAAGCGCAGGCGGAGUUGAAGGAGGAGUUGACCAAGUGGGGCCACCGCUGCUCCAACCAUCGCUCCUCAAAGCCAUUCGCACCCGCUGUUGGCGAGCACGUGCCGGAGUCAAGCCGCCCGCUGCCACGCUUCACCGUCGUGUGUCGCCGCACCACGCGCAGUCGCCUCCUGCACGGCGUUGCGGGGCUGGUGGACGAGGACUUGACGGGGCACGUGGCGCAACAGCUGCUGGCCAACUACGCGCUGCACACGAGGGAGCACGGUGCUGUCACCGUUGUUGCCAGCGAGUACGCGCAGCAGGGCAAAUCCACCUUCAUCCAGCACCACCUCGCACGCCUUGCCGAUGGCGGCAGCAACGGUGCUGGUGAUGGUGAUGGUGAUGGUGAUGGUGAUGGCGACAGUGGACGUGGCAGUGGCCGUGUUGGGCGACGCGGGCCGCUUCGCUCGUCCAUGCUCUCACGCACGUCGCAAGCUACCACCGCAACUACCGCCACGACGAAAACGGGUGGCAGUGGUGCUGAUGGCGGGGACGACCUUGUGGACGACGAUGAAGGGGAUGGCGACGCAUCACCGACGCUCUUCUCAUCCGAUGACGAUGGUGAAGGCGACGAGUUUUUGGACGCGCUGUUUGAGUUCCCCGUGCCACUGAGUGGGCCCGUGCCUGCAGGCAUGGCGACAACAGCAACCCUCCCGCGUGACGCUGUUGCUGGCGAUGGCGGACACUACUGCACGCUGCUCGUCUCUGGGCAGGACACGUUUGACGUCCUGCACGACAAGCUGUCUCGCCUGCCGCUGAUGGACCCACGCGUCAAGGCACUGUACAUUGACGUCGGGGCGGCACUGAACAUUGAGGAUGACCUCAACAUGCAUCUGUUCCAGCUGCUGGUGCUGCGCUGCCUCUCGCGCGACGACAGGCUGUGGCACGUGCCACGCCACGUCGCAGUGUACGUUGAGAUUGGCAACACGCUGCACGACAGCUUGAGCCAGCAGCUCGCGCUCACCACCAAGGCCCCGUUUGCCGAUGAAGUGGCGGCAUCCGCCACACAGGCUGCGCCUGCACAGACGGGCGCGCCCACUGCCUCUUUUACCAAGGAAGUGCUUGGGUGGGACGCAAACAAUAUUCACGUGCCAACGGAUACGAGCUCGCCCAUCCAGCGUGCUUGCCGCUACCUCGACCUCCUGCACAGGGACCAGCUCACGGACGUGGUGUACAGGGAACCUGAUCUGAACGCCAUGGAUGGCAUUGAGCCGACACCGCUGAGCAAGGGAGACUGCAUUCGCCUCCUGACGCAAUACUUCCCGCGCCUGCAAGAGAACCACGCCUCCUUUGGCGAGCUCAACACCUUCCUCCUCGUCGCCGCCCAGCAGCUGCCGCGCAUGUUCACCAGCUCGUUCCUCACCGCCAACACGCUACAAAACUUCAUGGAGUUGGCUGAGGAGCGCGCACAGGAGAUUCGACGCGGCGUGCUGACGGCGGUGGUGAAGACGGCUCAGCGGUUCGCCGUGCCCUCCGUUGACGCCGUGAGAGACGCGCAGCACCAUCACCAGGACGCGGCAGGGACGGUCACCGAUGCCAUGCUGCGGCAGAUGGAGAGAGCCAUCACGUGGACGGAGAUGGAGCACUGGAUGCUGUGCGCUGCCAACGACGGGUGCGCAUGCCCCUUCUACUCGGACCCAAACAGCGUGCCGCCACAGGUGCGGAAGUACUUUGAGGUGCAGGGUGCGCCGCUCAAGCCAAUGGACGCACACUCGUCGAAAGAGCUGUUUGUGCGCAUCAAGCAGCUGUUGGGCCACAACAAAAACACAGAGCAGGGCCAGUACGCCAUGACACCAGACAACCUGCUGAAGAUGGUGCUGAUCUACAUCCGCAUAACCAACAACGUGCCGUGCAUUCUCAUGGGCCACGCAGGCUGCGGUAAGACGUCCCUCUUCAAGCAGCUGGCACACAUGUGCAGCGACGUGGUUUACGAACGGCCACUUGGCAUUCACGCAGGCACCACAGCACAGGACAUUAUCGAUUACGUCAACGCAGCCAUCACAAGUGCAACGACAGCUGCAGCGACAGGAGCGGCAGGCAACCCCGUGUGGAUCUUCCUUGACGAGAUCAACACGUGCUUGCACCUCGACCUGCUGUCCGACAUCAUUGUGCGCCGCCGCUGCGGCUCCCGCUCCAUCCCGGACAACGUCAAGAUUGCGGCUGCGUGCAACCCGUACAAGCGCCGUGACUGCCCAGCGCCAACACCAGGGCUGGUCACCACGGAGCGCCAGCCCAUUGACGCGCAGUCGCACCUCAUGUACCGCGUGCACCCGCUGCCGGAGGCAAUGCUGCCGUACGUGUGGGACUUUGGCGAGCUGUCCGCUGGCGACGAGCGGCUGUACAUGGGCAGCAUGGUGGACGGCCUUGGGCUGGACCAGGACGAGAAGAAUGUGGUGGUGGAGAUGCUGUAUCAGUGCCACGACUACCUGAGGAAGAAGACAGAUCACAUGAUCAGCUUGCGUGACGUCAAGCGUUUCUGCACGCUCUUCAAGUUCUUCAAGAAGUGGCGGCAGCAGAGGGCAAGGCUGCCCCGUGCUGAGCGACGAGAGCGCAAAACAGUCCUCGGAGGCCUGUCUGAGAACAUGCACGCCGCGUGGCUGUCGCUCAGCCAGUGCUACAUGGUGCGUCUCCCUGAAGACAGCAAACGUAUCGAACUGCUCGACCAGUGCAUUGCACACGUUGGUGCACGUCACAAGCGAGGCCGCGAUGGCAUUUCACAGCUCAUCCGCGAGGAGCAGCUGGACAUGGUGGAUCGCAUGGACAGGCGGGCACCGCAGUUCCAGAACUUGGCAGAGAACGCGGCCUUGCUGGAGAACACGUUUUCCAUUGUGGUGUCGCUGCUCAACCGCAUCCCCAUCUUCCUGAUUGGCAAGCCGGGCAACAGCAAGACGGUGAGCAUGAGCCUGGUCAACAACAGUCUUCGUGGCCGUGACUCGCGCGACCCGCUGCUCAAGCUGUACCCGGGCAUCACCGUGUUUGCGUACCAAGGCAGCGUUGAGGCGACGAGCGAGGGCAUCCUCCAGGUAUUUGCUCGUGCGGAAGCGUACCUGGACAGCGCCAACCAUCAAGACGUGCUGCCCGUGGUGGUGCUGGAUGAGGUUGGACUGGCCGAGUACUCGCGCCACAACCCGCUCAAGGUGCUGCACGCCAAACUUGAGCCGCCAGACGGCAGCGAGCUCCGUGUUGGCGUCGUCGGCAUCUCCAACUGGGCGCUCGAUGCGGCGAAGAUGAACCGCGCACUGCACAUCUCCCGACCGGAGCCGUCGCGGAAGGAUCUUUGCAGGACCGCAAUGACGAUUGCCAAGAGCUUCAUCGCCAAGGAGCACAACGUCGCCAACGUGGGCGACGUGUGGAAUCAUCAUCUGCCUCUUCCCCUGCAAACGGUGCUCACAGGGGUGGCCAAUGGCUACAACGCCUACAUGAGGCAGUGCAAGGCCGAGAACCGCCAGCCCUUCUUUGGCCUCCGCGAUUUCUACAGUGUAUGCAAGACUGUGUGCCGCAGGAUGGACGAGCUGAAUGCGAGCGAGGGUGUGGUGGCCACCGCCAUCAUCCGCAACUUCUCCGGCAAGCUCGGAGGCGACACCGCCCACAGCGAUCGACAGCUCUUCUUCACGCUUGUGCAAGAGCAGCUGCAGCAAGACAAUUGGCAGGACGUGUUUGCGCGCCACCUAAUGAUCGGGUCCGUCGGUCGCGCGGCGCUGUCCAUCUUGAAGACUUUCUCCAGCUUGGACACGAGCAACGCCCUCAUUAUCCGCGGCAGCCAGUUUGAGGCGGACGUGGUGAGCGAGGAGUACCCGUACUCUGUGCUGAGUCAGAUCAUCCUGAAGAUGGAGCAUGGUGGCGUGCUGGUGCUGGUGGACCUUGAUUCCAUCUACGGCAGCCUGUACGACAUGCUGAACCAGAGCUACACCAUGAUCAAGGGCCGGCGCAACUGCACCAUUGCCCUGGGCUCCCUCAGCAACCCACUGUGCCCCGUGCAUGAGCGCUUCCGCUGCGUCGUGCUGAUGGAUCGGGAGAAGAUGCAGACGUAUGACCCGCCCUUCCUCAACCGCUUUGAGAAGCACCUGCUCAGCUUCCCAGACGUGUUGUCGGAGGACCAGCGGGACGUGUGCAUGCAGGUGGAGAACUGGCUCACGCGCAUCGUUGCGCGUGGACAGGACACGUCCGCCGUGACGCCAAGGGACAAGGCGAGGGCCAUCCCGUGCUACAGCGACAACAUGGUGCCAAGCCUGCUGCUCAAGCACCUGGCGAGCAUGCAGGCCGCCAUGGGAUCGGGUGGGACCAAUCUGGCUGGCACUAGCGGCGGUGGCAGAGGCAGCAGCACAUCAGCUGUUGCCGCCACACCAACGGCGCCGAGUGCACCAGGAGAGGCCACCAGUGCGUGGCAGUCACAGGAGCCCGGUGACGAGAGCUGGCAGGAACUGCUGCAACACCAAGAGGAAGAAUUGAAAGCACACGUGCCACCAAGCUAUCUCCAACAGCAACAGCAACAGCAACAGCAGCAACAACAUGCUGGUGGUGCGACGGGAAGCCGGUUCCUGCGCGCAUCUCAGUGGCACCUGACCCCUGACCUGGCACAGCAGCUGCAGCAACGCAUCAAGCACAGCUUGAUUGACCUGAUGACGCUUGAGUUUUUGGUGUCGCUGACGCAGUUUUCGGACGAGGACAAGCAGCGCGUGGUUGACGUGUACAUGCAUGAAUCCUCACACCACUCCCUCACGGGCCUGCUCGAGUGGCUGCAGUGGUUUGGUGCUCCGUCAGGGGAUAGUGACGGUGGUGGUGGUGACGGACAGCAAGGGGCCAGUGUGCGCAAAGGCGAUUAUGGCGAUUAUGGCGAUGGUGGUGCUGGUGGUGCUGGUGGUCAUGAUGAUGACGACGCCGCCACUGAUGAAGGUGCCGCUGAAGACGAUGACGAUGAGAUGCUGGUGAAACCAAGCAAAGCGAAGAAGGCACGUCAGCAGCCGCUGCCGGCCCAGCCGCUGCCGGCCCAGCCGCUGCGCCGCCUGUUGCUGGUGACGCGCACCAGCAUCUUCUAUCCCUUCAGGGAGGUGUCGGAGUGUGAGAUUGUGCGUGUGUCCGACAUCAAGUCUGAGCGCAUGUUGUCGCUUGAGCUGCGAGAAGCACUGCGCCGCGCCGGCCACCACGGCACGGUUGUGGUGCAGCUGCUGCUCAACGAGUUCAAGCACCUGGCCAUGGUGCAGGAGAAGGUGGACGGCCUGCUGGCUGGCGUUGACCGGGAGACGCGCGGCGAUGCUGGUCUCAACGGUGAGCACACACAUGGUGGCCAGGGGUGCAGCCGCGUGAUUGUGUGCGUGCACAUGCACUCCAAGACGACGAGCCUCCGCAAGCAAGCGCAGGAAGUGGCCAUGCUGCAGACCAUCACCGCGUCUGCGGAGUGGGAGCUGCGCUACUGCGACGAUCUCGGCUCGCUGCCCUCCUUUGCUGCACAAGCCCUGCAGCAGGAGCAGCAUACGCAGCACGUGAGCGGUGGCGGUGAUGAUGUUGGCGGUGCGGCGAUGCAUGUGCCAGCUGGGCCAUCGGCGCCACCUGUUGUUGAGCCGACCCUCAACCUGAUUGAGCUGUGCUCGCACUCUCUGCAGGACGUGGUGCUGCGCCACGAUCAUUCGCUGCUGCACUACCGGCGCCUGAUCACCCCAGACGCGCUGUGGUGGUGCUACUCGCGCAUCGACUUCUCGCGCGUGCCGCACUGCCAGCAGCGUGCGCGGUCCUCAAUCGACCGGCUGCUGGCCGCGCUCACGUCCCAAGACCAGGAGGGCGAGCAGCUGUGCAUGAUUUUGGCGCACGCGGCGGCGCUGAUGCUGGAUUCCACCACGACGUGGGUUGCACAGCUGGCGCAGCAGGACAUGAAGCAGCCAAGCUACGCCACGUUUGGGCAGCGUGUGGUGCGCACGGCGCGUGAGGCAUUCCUGUCUGCGCUCGCACGCAUCAUCUUCAGCAUGGAGCAGCACCACUUUGUGCCCGAUGUGAGGCAGCUUGUGCCUGACGACGCCACGCGCGCGCUGCUUGCUCAGCUCGAGAUUUCCCCGCGGGCGUACGCCGUGCUCGCACUCGAUGCACUGCCGUCCACGGCGCGCGCAUUUGCCGCCAGCACUGCGCAGCACGAGCAGCCAGUUGUUGGCGACGAGGGCGACGCGGAUGACAUUUCGCCUGCAACCACAAGUGUGCUGCGUCCCGUGUCACUGCGGCUCCCAGAAACGCAUCGCUGGACGAUGAUGACGUGGACGACAUGGACGAGCGACAUGGACGAGCGCGAGGACGAUGAUGAUGACGAUGAUGUGGACGAGUUGGAUGCGAAUGGCGAUGAUGACGAUGACGGUGACGAUGAUGAUGACGAGAGCGGGAACGGGUUUGGUGACAUGUCUCAGGUACACAACGCAGCUGCGGUUGUUGGGCCGUUGUUGCUGGUCGACUGGGUGCGCUAUGCCAACAUCCACGUUGGCGCCAACGUGCUGGACAUCUGGCGCGGUCUGUGCCUGUGCUUUGGGGACGACAUCAGCAUCACCUCCGAUGAGCACGUGUUUCAGGUGCUGAAGAAGCUGCAGGAGAACGAGCAGAUGCUGUACGCGUUCUUCAGCCUGCUGUCAAUUGCCCGCCGCUCUGACGCACGCGGUGACGUGUUGCAAGUUGCCCUCAACUCCAUCAACAACACCAGCAUUGGUGGUGACCACGCUGAUGGCGAUGACAAUGAUGCUGAAAGCAGUCCUGGCCGGCCCACGGGCACAUCUGCCAUCGUACACGGCAUCUGCGAAAGCAUCGCACUGCGCUUCAUCGCUGCCAUCACCCGCCAACAAGACGACGACGACGAUGAGAAUGAUGAUGCUGAUGAUGAUGACGAUGAUGAUGACGACGAUUACAGUGGUGACGAUGAUGAGGGUGAGGAUGAGGCCAAUGAAGCCAUGGGCAUGGUGUUUGCUGCCCGCGAUCAACAGCUGCACGCCGCAACAGCAACGGGGUCGCCGUCGCAGCAGCUGCUCAGGUUCUUGCAGCAGAGCUUUGACGAAGACAAACCACUGUGGUCCGUUGGUAGUGAGCGAAGGCGCCUGGUCUCCGACACGGUUGCGCUCUUCAGCCAGAUGCUGCACCUCAACUACGCGGAGAUGAUGGCACAAGAGCAGCGCACGACCCUCGCCCAGCUGUGCCGAAUGGUCACGCAUGCAGCGAUGACAUUCUGCCCCAUCUGCCUCGUCACUGCCGUGAACGUCAGCACAGAGUGCGGCCACAGAUUCUGUCACCAGUGCAUUGUUGAAUGGGCCCAGGCGAGGCGCACGUGCCCGUCGUGCCGCCGUGUCCUCAACGUGGCCAACCUCACGCCCAUCGAGAGCGAAGAAGACGAUGGUGGUGCUGGUAUUGGUGGCCAAACGAGCAACCACUUCUGGCUGCCGCACGUUGGACACGCUGUCCACACGGCUGUGUUGCACUUUGCAGGCGGUCACCGUGAGGUGCACGAGCUAUUCCAGCAAGCGCCUGGCCCCUUGUUUGAGGCACUGAGCGCGGUGAUGUCUCACGACAACUUUGAUGCAACGCAGAGCCCGCCCAUGCUCGUGCUUGCCGUUGACGUGCUGGAGCGUUUUGUGGUCGAACGCGCCAUCAACGGCUGCAGCCGCAUCGCCAUCUUGCACAUGGAACACCACCUGCAGCCGUGCGUGAAUGCGGUGCAGGAGGUGAUGAGCAAUGUUGGCGACGGUAUCGGUGGUAUCUCCCCGGCGCAGGCACGUGAUGGCGUGGUUGGCAUUGCUGUGCUGCGUACGUGCGUGCGUGUCAUUGCGCGAGCCCUGUUGAACCACGACGUGGCCGAUUUGGAGGCGCUGACUGACGUGCUUCCGGUGCUGUUUGGAGGAGACGAUGAUGGUGACGGCUUUGCCAGCGGUGUCAACGACAGCAUGAGCGUGAUCCAGCGCAUGCGCCUGUUCCUGCUGCAGCUGCUGAAGCAAGGCCGCAGCUUUGCCAAAUUGCGCACUGUGCUGGUUGCCCUCAUGGACUACCUGCCAUGGGCAGGCUCACUGCAGUGGCCAGACCUCGACCAGCAGCCGGUGCCGUUCAUCCCGUUUUCCGUUGUCGACGCUGCCGAGGAGCGGCGGCAGUGGCGGCGCCUCCGCGCUGCUGCCACCCGUCCAGCACAGGCGGCUGCGUUUGAACUUGGGCCGCGGGCCAUGGCCACCCUCAUGAUCCGCCUGCACAUGCGGCAGUGCGACGCGGCCUUCCGCGACGCCGUCGUCGGCCAGCCCGCGCUCACCACGCACGAUGCAGCCGCGGAGAUUGCUCCGCUGCUCACUGUCCUGCCGUCCGCGGACGUGUGGACGCGCGGUGCCCCUGAUGGCUUCACGCCGGCUGAGCAGGAGGCGUUUGUGAGGCGAAUGCAGCACACGCGUGUGCUGGUCCUGCGCCUGGCCUGUAACGUGCUUGAUGCUUCGCUGGAGGGCCGCCGGGCCGGUUUCCUGGACACGGUUGUGCGCUCGCCCGAGCAGUGCGCACAGAUGUUCAUCCCUGCCGCUGCAGAUGACGACACGCUGGCUACCCUGUCUGCGGUGCAGGACAAGACGCGCUUCUACCGCUGCCCGUGUGGCGAGCCGUACGUCGUGGGCAACUGCGGCCAGUUCAACGGGUCUGGGCGGUGCGCGCGCUGUGGACAAGCCAUUGGGCGCGGGGCGCAGAACCAAGGCGCCGUGAACCAGCAAGGGCCCAUGCAGCAGCAGCAGCGCGGAUACGUGCCACUGCCGAUGUUGGCCUUCCAGCGGGGAGCGCAGCCAACGCGCGGGCUUCCCCCACGUGCCGCUGCCGUGCUGGACCUGCUGGUGCAUGCUGGGCUGCUGGCUGCUGCGGCGCAGGGCAAGGUGGAUGCUGUGCGCGAGUUGGUGGGUACGAAACUGCCACACAUCCCGGAGAACAGCAACACCGCGGACGUGUGCUAUGCGCUGCUGCGCCGCCUGGUGUCCGUGUACGAGCGACUGGAGACGACGGUGGCGGCGGACACGCGUGCGGUGAGCGGGCUGGUGCACGCCACGCUGAACCAAGUCAUGGACGACGCGACGGCGCUGCUCUCUGCACCCAUGGCCAUUCAUCACCAGCGCCAGACGUUUGAGGGCGCCUUUGCCGCGCGCGUUGAGGCCGUGAUGGGUGAAGAACCGCAGCAGCGCGGCGCCGAGUUUGUGGACGCGUUGGACCGACACCGAGAAGCAGCGAGCAACGUCCUCACACGCCAAAUCCUGGAGCACAGGGGUGCUGACGCUGGUGCUGGUGCUGGUGCUGGUGCUGGUGCUGGUGGUACUGAGGAUGCAAGCGGUGGUGGCGCCGAUGGUGGUGCCGAUGGCAACGAUGAGAAUGAUGAUGAGAACGAUGACGAUGAGGCUGAAGCGCAUGAUGAUGGGGACGGCAACGAUGGCGGUGUGUCGCAGGGCGCGUUUGCGUCGUGCUGGCGAUUGGCGAACCAUCCCGAUGCGCGUGCGCUGAUGCAGGCGUACUUCAACAACACGACAGCGCAGCAGCAGCACCCGCUCAUUCACACCUGUACGCAGCAGCUGCACGUGCUGCCGCUGUGUUCUGCGAUUGUGCCGCUGGUGGCGUGGUACACGCGCGUUCGCCUGCACUUCCAAGGCAAAUUGGCGCGCGACAAGGUGCAGGGCGAGGGCGCCAUGACCCACGCGCAAGCAGUUGCAGAGAUGCAGGCCGCUGGCGUGGAGGAUGCGCAGAGCCGCUUUGACGCGUUUAUGGCGGCGUGGAACCGGAUCGUUGCGCACCAGGCGCUGUUGUUUGAGGGCGAGACGAUGACAGAGGACGGGUCUGUUGUGCGGGACGACGAGGCGCCCCACGGUCGGUUCGAAUGCGAGCCACUGCAGCCCUUCCCGCCCAUGUCGCCUGCAGCGCCACUGGCGUAUUCGCUGCUCUCUGACCGGGGAGAGGGGUCCCGCCUCUACAUCAUGCUGCACCAGCUCACGCACGUGCAGAACCAGCACAUGGACCGGGUGGUGAACCUGUGCGAGCCCGGUACUGCGGCGCACCGCGCUGUGCAGCAAGGGCCUGCUGGCCAGGUGCUGGUGCAGAGCGUGGACGUGACCAAGGCGAGGCCGCACCAGGUUGUCUCUGUGGUUGUGGACGACGGUGUGGUUGCGCACGCGUACGCGCACACGGCGCUGGGCCACGGACGGCGCACGAUUGUCAACUGGCAGGCCGUGGAGGACAUGGUGCUGCAGCACACGUUUGUCGGCAAGGUGAAGUUUGAGCGUGUUGACCCGGCCAAGUGCGGGUUCCUGUUUGGGCAGGAGCAAGGCGUGCCCUUCCUUGAGCUGUGCGACCGGCUGUUCACGGCGCACAAGCAGUACUGCCGCGCCAUCACCCCCGAGCGGGUGCGGGCCAUGAUUGAGUCGUCCAACUUCCAGCCGUCCAUCCACGACCUGCGCAGCAAGCUGGAGGUGCUCAUGUCGCAGCUCAACGACCACCUGCUUGGCAUGGGCGGCGACGCGUCUGGCGUGGGCAACUUGCUGUGCAGGACGACGCUGGCCGAGUUUGUGCUGAUGGCGCGGCCGGUGGAUGCGACGUCGCUGGCGCUGCUGCAGUCGUGCGGGUGCCACGACCUGGCAGUUGGGCAGCUCUUUGCGCUCUUUGAGCUGGUGUACGAGCAACUCAUCUUCCAGGAGUCGCGUGGGCACACGCCGCUGGAGGACGAGGCCGAUGGCGCCAUUGUUCGCGACCUGGGGGAGGCGCAGCGGGCCGAGCGGUUUGUUCCUGCCGCGGUUAUGCACACGCUGCGCCGGUUCUACAUCACCCACUACGCGCAGUACCAGCACAUGGGUGACAUGCCGCUUGCCGAUUUCUGGGGCAGCCUGAUUGAGGAGCCCGUGUUUGUCAUGGACGACCUGGAGAACCCGCAGCAACAGCUGCAGCUGCCAGACUCGCUGCUCCUGCGUCACGUCGUGCCGCUCUACGUCUGGCUGAGCGCGUUGUCAUGUCAUACUGGACCUUUCAAGGACAACCUCGUUACCCAAGUGUGUCCGGAUGCCACUGUCGCGAAUGGCUUUGGGUUACACACGUCUGCACAAGGUACUGAAGGCUGCCCUCAGCACGGUGUGGAGAAACCAGAACACAGACCAAAGAGGCCUACACCAGUCACUGGUGUGCAGAAGGUGGACGUAGAUCCACAAUUGCUUCACGAAGAUUUGCAGCACUCUCAAUCUGCAACCCAAAAGCCGCUCGUAUUCUUCCGCCAUGCAACGCAGCCUCUACACGCGUCCUGUUCCGAAAGGCGAGCGCCACGAUGCGACACAAAACCGGAUCGACUUGAAGAAUACAUGGAACAUUUCUGUAACCUCAACCUGGACCCCGCUCGCUUCGCUCGAAAGAAACGUGUGAGAGAUGGCACUGGCAGUCCCAUCAAGGGCACAUUCAGCAAACUCUAUCGCAGCACGUUUGCUGGCCACGACGUUGCGCUGAAGGAAGUGGACGACGUUGAGCAUCGACCACGGUUGCGACAGGUGCUGUUGAUGGCGACCACAAUGACACCAACAGAAGCAAUGACAGAAUUGCCGCUGCAAGCAGGUGACAAGCGGGUUUUGCGAGAAGUGGCCGUGCUUGCUGCACUCCGUCAUCCCAACAUUGUCACUUUCAUUGGCCUACUUCACGACAGCCAACACAGCACGCUCUCCUUCGUGCUGAGCUGGGCGGAGAACGGGUCCCUGUACGACUACAUCCACGUGCACAAGAAAGAAAUCAGCGACGUCGAAAAGCUGCGCAUCUUGAACGAGGUAGCUGCUGCCAUGGAGUUUCUGCACGCCCACGAUGUCGUGCACCGCGACCUCAAGUCGCCCAACGUGCUGCUGGACGCAUCGCUCUCCGCCAAGGUGGCAGACUUUGGCCUGAGCGCGUUCAGGCGUCCUGGGCAGUCGCAACUAUCAAAAGUGAUUGGCACUGAGCUGUGGGCGUCCCCAGAGCAGCUAUUCGGGCACACACUUCGAGCAGACACGGAUGUUUUCUCGUUUGGAUGCCUGGCAUGGGAGUUAUGGACGAUGAUUCGACCUUGGCACCAUGUCACCGCUGAUAACCCUGUAGCUCGAGUGGAGAAGCUGAAAGAAUUCUACAGGAAGGCAGAGUACCUCCCACUUUGCGAAGAAGUCCAAGGGCGACGACUAUCGGCAACGCUUCAGGAGUUGCUACGUGGCUGCUUUCAAAUGAGUGGGAAUCGUAUUGACUUUUCUCAACUCCAUGCCGCUCUGAAGGCACAUUUCAAGGCAGCGACCGAACAGCAGGCUGAGGACGAGGAUAAACAGAAACAGCUCAUGGAUCAGCAGCACUUGCUGUUACACGGACCACCAAAUGCGGUGUGGAAGUUUCCACAGGAGCUGCUUGACGCGGUGGACGCAACGAAGCUGUCGACCCGCCAAUCCGUCCGCAUUGCACCACUGCAACUCGGCGAUGAUGCCGUCAUCAUUGAGCUUGUUCAUGCUGCUGGUGGCCGGACCGCCAAGCAGAAUCCGCGCGAACCGUUUGGCUGCACGUUGUGCCGCGUCGCCAUCACGUGGUGCGACCAGAAGCUCGUCGCCUUCAAAGGCGCCCUGGACCGCAACACUACCCGCUACCGUGGUCACCUCGCGAGCACCAGCCACCCGUUUGCACCUAAGUAUGGCCACGACACCACCACGGGCCAGGCGACAGAUGCUGAGGAUCACGCGCUAUUGAAGCGCGUCACUCAUGAUGGCGUCUACAGAAUGCUUGAUCCAUCCUUGCUGCAGCACAACCCACCCAUUCGAAUUCAGCGCGUGUUCCACGGUGUUAGGUCUUUAGACGCCGUUGUCGGCAUCCUGGGUGGCGACUUUGUUCAGCUUCAGACAAUGGACAGAGGAUGGUACGGUGCCGGCUUCUACUUCACCCCAGAUCUCGACUAUGCCCUCGCCUACACCGGCAGUGGGUGUGGAGUCGAACCAGACAACAGCAAUGUCCCGCCUGAUCUGAGCUGCCUCAAUCUUGAGCCAGGCAAAUCCUAUCGGAUUGUGCUGGCGUGCGAUGUCAUGUAUGGCAACCCGUAUCCUGUGACACACGACAGCCUACAUCCGGCAUUCUCGAAGAAAGCGAAAGAGAAGCCAGAAGAAUUGCCGGCAGCGCGAUGGAUGACGUUUGCUGGCCAACCCCUCGUUCCCGGGCACGAUGCUCAUGUGACCGUGGUCAACUUUACCAGCGGAGCUGUGAAAGAGGUCAAGGUGUUCAAGUCGCACACAGAGUGGGCUCAAAGUAACAACAAGACAGCUGCGGAGAUUGUGGUGGCCGACCCAUCGUGCGUUCUCGUCCGCGGAUUGCUCGUGUUUGAGUGCUGA